AUGAACCGGAAACCUUUGCCUUAUGUGGGUAGACGCAAACGACGAUGGAAGAUGACCAGAGCCAAUAGGAACAAGACUUCCGGAUAUAUAAACGGAGGGAAAAACAACAGCAGGAAUCUGAUUGAAAAAGCCUUUUCAGCAAGGUGAAACGUGUCUCGGACAGCCUGGACUUUUAAAUUGACCAUUAUAUAUUUUAUGUAUGUUUAUUCAAUAAAUUGUUUUUAUUUUUCACUGAGUUCUAUGAGCUGCAGCAUCUUCUUCCUCCUUCAAAAGAAGAGUUGUGCCCUCUUAAAGGCGCAGUGCUUAUUAUACUGAGAGCCCAGUCCACAUUGGCUCUCAAUAAGGUAAGCAAGUACAUGCACCAACUUUAUUGUGAUAUUGAUUUAAAGGAUAACACACUAGGAUUUUGUUCCAUUUUUCUUUCUCCUUUUUCUGAGUGCCUGGACGUUAAUAUACAAGAAGUCUGGUAUUCUCUUUAAAUACCUUUGUGCUUGUGACUUGAGCCUAUCCUCCCCAGGCUCUAAGUAUUAAGUUCUAAACAUACUACACCAUAUUGUUCCCAUUUAUCUCUUUCUCCAGAUAUUCUUAUAUCUUAAAUUUGUAUCCAUUAUCAUAAGGGUAAGUUGUUUCAAAACUAGCGCUCCACUGGGUUUGUUUGUUGUGACAAUUCUGUCCCACUCAAAUUACUCCAUAUUUUUGCAUGUAUUUGUGUUGAGGUUAGAGGUACCUAAACAUGUGUUGAGCUGCUCACCCUAAUUGGGUUCUGUAUUCUAUUUAAUUUUAAGCACCUUAUAUUUCACAGUUUAUUUGUAUUUAUCAUCUUCUUGUCUGCCCACACUUCCCACGCAUCCCCCCUUUUCAAUCCAUACAUUAGCUUCCCAUUAGAUAUAAGGCUCAAUUUAAAAUUCUGGCUCUUGCUUACAAAUCUCUACAUAAUGCUGUUCCAACCACCCCUAUUUAAUGCAGGACGCAGGCUAAAGUGCUGGUCAAUACUGCUAUCCCUCUUACUUUUUGCCUACUGCAAUUUGCUUCUCAGUGGUCUUAUGUGUUCCCAACUUGCCUUGUUACAGUCUGUAAUGAACUUGGCAGCAAGGUUCUUUUCAUUCCAUACAUUGCUUCCCAUUAGAUAUAGGGCUCAAUUUAAAAUUCUGGUACUUGCUUACAAAUCUCUACAUAAUGCUGUUCCAACCUAUCCUAUCCUCCCUAAUACACAAUGAUGUCCCGUCUAGGCCCUUAUGCUCCUCCAAAGACCUUUAUUCUAUCAGCUGUUCAUACUCCCACCUCACCUUCAAGUUUUCUCUAGGGCUGCACCUGUUCCUGUUGAAUACCUUUUAAUUCCCACACCCGGAUUCCUCUCCUGCAACUGUCAUAAGCCCCCUAGCCCUCCCCUGUCCUCUCCCCCCCCCCAACUAAAUGCUCAGUGAAUACUAUUUUAGCAAAUACAUAAAAGGCGUCUCACUGAUAUGUAGAUAAACUGUAUAUAUAGUCCUCAGAGGUUAAUCCUUCCGGAUUUCCAGGGAAUCCGUAUAUGAAAGAUAAAAACACAACAAACUUCCAAUGGUAUAGUAUGUACUGAGUGAAUAAGCAAAAAGAAGAAAAUGGAGGAUAAUAGAUAGGUAAGAGAUCUCUCUAGUUUAGUGAAUAGUUCUUGCUGACUAAAACUAGGAUAGCUAAUAUGAAUAGGGCUAUUUAUUUCUGUAUCGAAAACAUGGUCUACAUCAAUAAUGUAAUUGUUUCUAUAGUCAAAAAUAUACAUAAUAAAAGGUGUUUGCAAAGCAGCUGACUCCGGAGGGAAUUAUACAAUGUGUUGAAAGAAGGUGGAGGAGUCUGCGCUAGAUAGCAAAAAUGAAUAAAAGCUGUAACCCUCAAAAGGGAAUCCCUCAAGAACCCUUAAUGAGAUAAAGAGGAAGAAAGAAGGGGUGAAGGGCUGCGCUAAAUAAAUAAAAUUAAAAUGUAAAAUAUAAGAUAUAAAAUAAGUGGAUAUUAAACUGAUAAAAUAAUAAAAUGUACAAUAAAAGAGAUAAUAAAUAUAAGGAUGAAACAGAGUCCGUGCAUUAAUAAAGAUAAAACUUAAAGAGUACAAUAAAAUACAUAAAAGGCGUCUCACUGAUAUGUAGAUAAACUGUAUAUAUAGUCCUCAGAGGUUAAUCCUUCUGAAUUUCCAGGGAAUCCGUAUAUGAAAGAUAAAAACACAACAAACUUCCAAUGGUAUAGUAUGUACUGAGUGAAUAAGCAAAAAGAAGCAAAAUGGAGGAUAAUACACUCACAUUUGUUGGAGCUUUAGACUAGCUCUUAGUUGAAUCGCACUUAGCGGUAUGAUCCCCGCUAAUGGAUUUACUAGGAGGGUGGGUUCGUCCGUCCGGCUCGAGUUUCGUGGGAUUCCACAAGGUAUAUAAAAACAAAUAUAGUGCUCUCAGUAGGAAGAGAAAACAAAAUAAAAUAAAAUAAAAUAUUCUCACAAUGUUAGAGCAGGGAGUACUGCUCUGUUUUUAGCGCGCUGGUUGAAUGCCAGGAAAAUUAAAAAAAUAAAAAUUUGUUGUGUAUGUACAAUAAAACAAAAUUGGUCCUAUAGAUAAGGGUACCAAAUAAAAGUUUUUAUUGUUAAUUUACACAGUAAAAAACCAUUUGACGCGUUUCACCUCAUGGGCUUUAUCAAAAAUGGCUAAGGGCAAUAUCCUGGCACUCUUGCUAAAUCUAAUACACAAUCGUACCAAAUACUAUCCCAUCAAAACCAAAGACAAACUUAUUCUCCUCCACCCAGAAAAUACCACCAUAACACAUAUUUUAACAAAAGACAUCUCUCACCAAAACCACAGAGAUCUAGAUACAUAAACGAUCGCACUGAAAACUUUAAAUCACCCACUACCCCCAUCACAAUAAUAGAUACCAAUUGCUGUCCAUUGAUUCCGAAUUUGAGAAUGAGGACCAUUUUUUAGAGAUACGCACACACCCAAGUACUCUGACCCAAACACCCUAUCCAUCAUGAUCCCAGAAAAGAACCUUAAGUUUAGAGGAAGAAGAAGUGGGAGACGUGAACAAGAGAGAAAAACUAGAAAGAUAAUACCAAAAACAAAGGAUUCACAAAGUGGGAUUUUUAACCUUACACAAAAGAACCUCACUAAUGCUCAAUUAUCGGUUUUAAGUAAAGGACUUAAGUUUGCCCUGACCAAUUCUUUUAAAUCAUUUCAAGCUUUUAUCGAUGUAAAUAAAUUUGUCAGAAAAGCGACCUUAAAACGGUAUUUUAAUGAAAAAUCAGAAGAAAAUUCAGAUUCUAGAGAAAUAACUACAACUAGUUUAUUAUUAUCCCCUCCUUCCUCCUCGAGAGAUCAAGUCAUAAAUACACAUUACAAAGAAAAAUCUAAAUGUUAUCCUACUUUUAUGAAGACAGCUCCUCUAACUGUUUUUGAGAAAUUAGUCACUAAAGACUUAGAUAAGCUGCAUACAAAAAAACAAGACCCACAUAAUCUAACUAAUGCUGAAAGAAAGGCUCUUAAAGAAUUACAAGACGAUAAAGAAAUCGUCAUAAAACCUGCAGACAAGGGAGGAGGUCUCGUUAUGUUACCUAGUACCAUGUAUAUUGAAGAAGCGCACAGACAACUAAAUGAUGCAGAUAUAUAUGAAAAAUUAAAAUCAGAUCCUACCAUAAGUAUAAAAAAAUAUUUUAUCUGUUUUUUUUAGAGAAGGGUUUAUCCUUGGGUAUUCUUAACAAACAUGAGUUCAAUUUCCUAGAUAAAAAAUCCCCAGUAAUUCCGGUUAUUUAUUUUCUUCCAAAAAUACAUAAAAAUUAAACUAAUCCUCCCGGUAGACCAAUAGUGUCAGGAAUAGGCUCUCUCCUCUGUAAUCUCUCGCAGUAUAUUGACACCCUCCUUCAACCUGCGGUUAAGAAAAUGAAAUCUUACCUACAAGAUUCAAUGUCUCUUUUAAACUUUUUAAAUCAUUUUAAGUGGAAUUCUAACUUUAUUUUAGCUACUUGUGAUGUACAGUCUCUGUACACUAUUAUACCUCAUGAUUUUGGUUGUGCAGCUAUUAAAAAUAUUUUAAUCAAUGAGAAUAGACUCUCUACAAAACAGAUAGAUUUUAUAUUAGAAGGAAUAAAUAUUAUUUUAAAAAAUAACUAUUUUUGGUUUAUAGAUUCCUUUUAUCUACAAAAAAGAGGCAUAGCUAUGGGUACCCUUUUCGCCCCAAACUACGCAAAUUUAUUUAUGUCAGAUUAGGAAUCUUACGCAAUAUAUGAUGGAGACCAUCUCAGGGCGAACCUGGUCUCAUACUUCAGAUAUAUCGACGAUCUUUUUUCAUUUGGAAUGGGUCCGAAGAAAGUCUUACUUCUUUUAUUGACAACUUAAAUACUAACAAUAGAGGUAUAAUUUUAACUCAUGAUUUUAGCAGAGAAAAAAUAAAUUUUUUAGAUCUUGAUAUUUUUAUUAAAGAUAAUAAAAUACAAACUAAAACGUUUUUUUUUUAAAAAGUCUGUGUUAAUACAGCUAUUGACAAAACUAGCUGUCACUAUAAACCAUGGCUUGACAGUGUCCCAAAAAGUCAAUUCUUAAGAUUAUGAAGAAACUGUACUGAUUUAGAUAAUUUUAAUGAACAAGCAGAUAUCUUAAAAAAUAAAUUUAUGGAGAAGAAUUAUCCAGAAACAGAUCUAUUGAAAAAUAUUAAUGAAGUAAAAACUAUCGACAGAGAUGAAUUUUUAAAAUACAAAAUAAAAACUAAAAAUGAUUCUAAAUGUCUUCCUAUUACUUUUGAUUAUAAUAACAAAGAUAAAGAAAUUUAAAAAAUUAUCAAAAAACAUUGGCAUAUUUUAGAACAAGAUGAUAAACUUAAAGAAAUUAUUCCAAAUAAGCCAAACAUAGUUUUUAGAGGAGCUCCGAAUUUUAAAUCCAUUUUAACUACCAAUUUUACCAAAAAUACUCAAAAUACAAAUCCAAUAUCUUUUUUUCCUCAGGCUAAAGGUUUUUAUAAGUGUAAAACGUGUAUUGUGUGCAAAAUUACCGAUUUCACUCUACCAUCUAAAAUUACUGAUUUUACUUCCAACAAAACGAGAAUUACCUAUCCAAUUAAAGAAUUUAUAAGCUGUAAUACCAAAAAUGUGAUUUAAUUGCUUGAAUGCCCUUGUGGCUUCCAGUAUGUUAGAAUGACCACAAGGUGCUUAAAAAUAAGGUUAAGCAAACAUUGUAGAAACAUCAAAAAUGGAUACUUAAAUCAUUCAGUAUCCAGACAUUUUUUAAAUCACAACAAAGAUCCUAAAUUAUUAAAAUGUAUGGGAAUUAAAAAAUGCACAAUACCAUGGAGAGGAGGUGAUAUUAAGAAUAUUUUAGGUAAAGUGGAAAUGGAAUGGGUUUAUAAGUUACAAACCCUUACACCACAAGGUCUUAAUGCAGAUUCAGAUUUGCAUAAUUUUUUAUAAUCUAUUUUUGAUUCAAUAGUAUUUUUCUUAGAGAACAUACUUAUAUCCUUUUAUCUUUCUUUUCUUAUCCAUAUUUUUAUUAUAUAUUUAUAUAUUUUUUAUUAUAUAUAUUUCUUAUUCCCAUUUAUAUAUUCUGUUCUAUCCAUUAAUAUCUGCUCCUAAUCCAUUUUUAUUGUGUCCUCAAUUUAUUUUAGUGUAUCUCUUAUUAUGUGUUUUAAAAUGCAAUACCUAUUCCAGUGUGUUUCUUAUUAUGUUUCUAAUAUGCAACACUUGUAUGCAAAUUGUUUUAAAAUGCAAUAUAUGUAUACAAAAUAUUUUAUUUCUAUUUCAUGUUUUAAUUCAAUGGUCUUAAAAUACCCAAUGUCCAUUUGUAUAUUUUUAUAUUAACCCAUUUCUGUGUAUGCUGAAUGGCUGACUAUAGAAGUUUCAGUCAGCCGCUCAUUAUUUUUUUCGGCAGUGACCGGCAGAGAUUUAACUACAUUUACCAAGAGCCUCUGCUCUUUCCUGCCGGUCACGUGCUGCGGCGUCCCUUGCCGCCCACAGUUACUCUGCCGCAUACUGAUCUCAGCAGUGACCGGCAUACAUCACCCAUGAGCCUUUGCUCGCUCUUGCCGGUCACGUGCUGUUAUGUUAUACCCUCGACCAUGUGA
This is a messenger RNA of Pelobates cultripes (western spadefoot toad), 6057 nucleotides long. Lineage: Eukaryota; Metazoa; Chordata; Amphibia; Anura; Pelobatidae. The record is from the annotation of a GenBank genome assembly.